UGUUAAUUCAGGUUCCUCACACAUGACAUGGAAACAGAAAAAGGACUUGGAGAAUAAGAAGGUAGUGUCACUCGGUGGAAAGCCUCCAAAGAAACAGAGGUUACCCCUUAGUGUUGCUAGAGUUUCAAUGAAGAAUCAAAAGGAUAGAGAAGAGAAACUGCUUCAAGAGAGAGCUAUACUUGGAAGGUUUGGAGCCUACAGUAGCAGUAGUUCCAAGAAGGUGCCAGAGAGGAAACCAGCAGAAGACAGAAUUCUGAAGUCGAUGCAAGGCGAUUUCAGAAAGGGGGUUCUCAACGUCGGGCAUCUGUUGAAGCCCUCAGCCCCUGAAGCCUCUAACUACGAGGGCAGGCACCCUACAGGUAAAGGGAAGAAGAAGAAAGAUGGCAAGAAAAGUCAUGGCAAGAGAAAGGGUGGUGGUGGUGGUGGUGGUGGUGGUGGUAAGAGGCGUCACUGGGAAUAUAUCUCAAAGUGACUACUCUUCUUUUAAAUUUCUUCGCCUUUCUGAACCCGGCUAUGACUGUAACUGCAGAACCAAGCUUGUAGAACAUAUAUACAUUCAUGCCUUGUAUC
Molecule: messenger RNA, 570 nt
Organism: Salvia splendens (bonfire salvia)
Lineage: Eukaryota; Viridiplantae; Streptophyta; Magnoliopsida; Lamiales; Lamiaceae
Exons: 3
Coding region: 23-472 (149 amino acids)
Biological process (GO): maturation of SSU-rRNA from tricistronic rRNA transcript (SSU-rRNA, 5.8S rRNA, LSU-rRNA)
Cellular component (GO): nucleolus
Source: RefSeq, a predicted model, not a curated record